AUGGGCCGCCUCUGCCUAGACAUAAACGAAUGCUCAGAGAGUCCUCCAGUCUGCGAUCACAAGUGCCAGAACAAACCGGGAAGUUACACCUGCUCCUGCGAGCGAGGCUACGAUCUCCAGCCGGACGGCCGAACCUGCAGAGUGAGCAAAGAGAAAGGAAGCGCCCUCCUAGUCUUCUCCACCAAGACAGAAAUCCACGGCUUCAACUUGACAUCGAACAAAGCUUACACCCCGAUAAGGAAGACCCUGACACACGUGGGUGGUGUCUCCCUGGACUCCACCUACAUCUACUGGGCAGAUGUCAAAAGAGAAGAGGAAGGUAUAUUCCGGGCGUUUGCCAAUGGCACAGCAGCUGAAGUAAUCGCGAUCGCAGGCGUGGGAAUCCCCGAAGAGAUAGCUGUUGACUGGGUAACCGGUAACAUCUACUUCACAGACAGUCUUUACAAGCGAAUAGGGGUCUGCACGAGCACCGGCUCCCACUGUACAGCAAUAAUCACCGAAGAAACUGAGAAACCACGAGGACUUGCGCUGCAUCCGACGACCAAGAAGAUGUACUGGAGCGACUGGGGACAUGAACCCCACAUUUCCACAGCCGGAAUGAACGGAAGAUCUCGGUCUUCUAUGGUAACCGAUCAUCUGGGCUGGCCCAACGGUCUCACCAUCGACUAUCCUUACUCGAGACUCUACUGGGUUGACGCAAAACUCAAGAUCGUCGAGUCCAUCAAGCUUGACGGAAGCGACCGAACAACUGUGCUUCAUACAGCCGUCACCCAUCCCUUCUCCAUCGCUGUAUUCGAUGAGAAGUUGUUCUGGAGUGACUUGAGGAUGAAGAGCAUUCGCCACUGCAACAAGCUGACCGGCAAGGACGAGAAGAUUCUUAUCCAAGAAGCCAACGAGAUCUACGGAAUCCACAUUCAUCAUCCUGUGUUGAAACCCAAGCUUCAUAAUCCCUGCAAUGCUGCUAGCUGCGAAGAAGUCUGCUUGCUAGCUGCUGACGAGAGCUACACUUGCACCUGCAGUCUUGACAAAGAACUCGGGUACGACGGAAAGAGUUGCAAGCAGAUCAGAAAUAUCAAUCAGCAUAUGAUCAUCGCUACUGGAAGCACUUUCUUGGAUUAUCGUCAUGAUAUCCUGGGGAGGCCCCACUGGGACAGGAUCACAACAUCUCAUCACUUCGCUGAGGUCUACGAAACCACCAAUCGCAACUCGUUGAGCAAUGGCAAUCAAAUAAUGUUCGACGAGAUCUCUCGGAUCUUCGGAGGUGACAAAAUAAUCGGCGGUGUAGCGUUCGAUUAUAUCGGGAAUAACUUGUACUCGGCGGAUGUUCAGCAGAAAAGAAUCGAAAUAAUGAGUUUAUCGACUUUGGAGAGGACCUAUUUUCCCUUCUCCGAAGAACCCAGAUCGAUUCUACUUAUUCCGGAAAAGUCCACGAUGUUCGUGACAUUCUGUCUGACAUCCAGUUGUCACAUCGACAGAAUGUCGAUGGCAGGGGGCGAGAGGAGCAGAUUUCUGAAGAAUAAUUUCCGAGGUCCACGAGUUGCUCUGGCCUUCGACGCCGAGACGGAGAGGAUCUUCUUGGCGGAUCAGGGGACAGGGAGAAUUGAAAGCGUUUCUUUCGAUGGGAAAGACAGAAAGCUACUCUAUUUGCAUUUAAACAAGCCUGUGAGCCUGGCAAUCCUCGGUGAUGAGGUCUUCUGGACUCUCCAGAACUCCACGACAAUCUUCUGGUCGAACAAGACGAAGAGCUUCACCGGAAAGAAGCGAUUCAACUUGGCAAUUCAAAAUGUCGAUGUUAUGCAUUUGAUGACUACGAGCUCUAGGAAUCAAUCGUCGGAGGAGGUGCAUCGGUGCCAAGUCAACAAUGGGGGAUGCUCCCACGUGUGUUUGGUGGAGGCUCCGGGAUCUCGUGUAUGCAGAUGCCCACCAGCAAUGAUCGUUGACACAGACCAAGAGACUUGUCUGCUGGAUUCCGCCUGUCCGAUUGAUGAAUUCGAAUGCUCUUACGAUCACUCCUGCAUCAGCAGAGCUCUACGGUGCGAUGGGGUUGACGACUGUUACAAUGGGGCUGACGAGGAAAAUUGCACCAGCUGUUUGCAAGACGAGUUCACUUGUGAGAACUUCAAAUGCGUAUCGAGAACGCUGAUGUGCGACGAUCGCGAUGAUUGUGGAGACAAUUCCGACGAGAAAGACUGCGAUUUGGGGCAAGAUGCGAGCAGUUCACCACCUUUGGUCGAGGAGGCAGUUGGUGGCUCCGUGGGGCUGACGACUGCUACCAACGACGAUGUCAGACGAAUUUGCUCGAGCCCAGAGGCCACCGAGGGAGUUGGCAAGCAACAGAGUUCAGGUGUUCUUGGGACAUUUCACGAGUUGAAACUCUUGACCAAGGAGGAUAAAAUCGGGGGGAGUGGGGGGAGAACCAGAGUCCUCGCUGUCGACUGGAUCACUCAUAAUGUUUAUUAUUUGGACGGCGAGAGUCCUGAAGCCAUCAAAUCCUGCAGCUUCAAUGAGACGAAGUCUGCUCUGGUGGUGCAAGCCAGGAACUCUGGGGUUAUAUCAGCAUUCGCGGUGGAACCAAGGGCCGGCUGGCUCUUCUGGGGACAAAGGAACUUGACUGAUUCCGAUGGACUCAACAGCGAGAUCUGGAGGAGUGAUUUGACUGGAGGAAAUUUGGUGAAUAUCGCGGGGGGAGUUGGAGUCGUCUCGGGGAUGACUAUUGAUCAGGAACGAUCCAUGUUGUACUGGGUCGACGCUUCGCUUCAGGUGGUUGAACGAGCCAAGCUUGAUGGCUCGGGUCGAGAGGUCUUCCUCAGGCAGAAAUUCCAGGAGCCUGUGACCAUCAAUGUUUAUGGGGACUCGCUUUACUGGGUGAUGGGGCCUUCUGGGGUGCUUCAAAGGUGCUCGGUUGUGGGGAAGGGGCCUUGCAUGCCUGCUCCGAUCAGGAGUCAUCGUGGACCUGGAUUGUUUGUUAUUUCUCAUGGCUCCAAGCAGCUCAUUGGCGAUGUGGCCACAGCUUCCGGCGCUGACAGGUCUUGGCGCACAGUAGAUACUGCCACCACUCCCGCCCUUGCCGUUCACGAGCCCUCUCAGGAACCUAAUGAUGGUCAGCGCUGA
Molecule: messenger RNA, 3111 nt
Organism: Diachasma alloeum
Lineage: Eukaryota; Metazoa; Arthropoda; Insecta; Hymenoptera; Braconidae
Product: vitellogenin receptor-like
Exons: 2
Coding region: 1-3111 (1036 amino acids)
Molecular function (GO): calcium ion binding; protein binding
Source: RefSeq, a predicted model, not a curated record